GGUCAAUGGCGUCACUUUAGAUGAAGAAAAGCCUUUGAUGGCCAGCCGUGGGUCACAUGACCUGGUAGACGACGACGCAGAGGAGCUGGGCGCUGACGACGAAGGGGAGGAGCCUGGCGACGUCCUGAACAAACCUCAGGAAGAGAUGCCCUCCGAUAACCUCAGCGGCGACAUCAUCCAAGACGAAAUGGACUUCAGUACGACAAACGACGUGAGCUGCAAAAUCUCGCCAAGCAGCUAUACACAUGAAGAAGAGCAGAGUGGCUUCUCAGCUUUGGAUCAGAUCCGACACUUUUCCGACAUGCGCAAGCUGGAUGAGAGCGAGAUGAGCGACGGCGAAGGUGACGAUGACGCCCGAUCGUUCGGCCACCCCUCGCUGAGUGAGGCGGUCAAGCAGCCGCUCUUUCGGAAGUCCAAGUCACAGGCGUACGCCAUGAUGCUGUCUCUGGCCGAAAAGGACUCUCUCCAUCCCGCCACGCACACGCCCGCCACCAUAUGGCACAGUCUGGCCCGGGCUGCUGCUGAAUCCAGUGCCCUCCAGUCCCUCAGCCACGUAUGAUGACGCACCCUCACCUUUCAAGUCCCCCCUAUACCCUGACUCAUGGGACCGGGGAGGCCACUUCAGGCCCCCUAAAUGUCUUCGGAGUGACUGCUAAGCAGAACCACGGCCCAUCCGACUGCCGAGCGGAGCGCCUCGUAUAGACAAACGCAGAGCCCGGAAAAACCUCACCUUCAAAAACGUCCCUCAGAGACCUUAAAAAAAAUCGAUUUCCGACCAGGACGACGGCAGCGGUGUGGUGGAAAUAAUAAUCCUAAAGUAAUAAUAGUGGUAUUUAUUCUCUCUGUUUGCACAGCAAAGGCAGCUGGUGGACACGGAAGAUGUGCUGAUGGCGUUCACUGCAGCAGGGCCGACAUUUGGACUUGUCUGAAAGGCAAACAUGUUGAACUGUCCCGUGCGUGUAUUCAAACUGUAUUUUAAGGAGUCAAUUCAACCCCCCCCCAAGGGUGUUUUGCUCAAAAGGCAAAACCGGAAAAAAAAAAUGCACUUGACGUAAUGAAGGGCGGUAGCAAGACAUGACUUGGUAUCGUAGAAAGGUCAAAAACAACAAGUACUGAUAAUAAAGUUCAAUCAGGCCAGUUCCCCCCGUCUGUAUUUCUGCAGUUCUCCUGCACAAUCAUUGCACUGUACACACUUGUCCACCCUGCGCUGUCUGUGAAAGGUUAUAAAUAGAUUUCAUUUUAGUGGAUGAGAAGAAUAAGUAGCCAGUGCUGAAGUUAAGUGUUGUUCUGUAAAGGGCGUUUGUCUAUUCCCCCCCCCACCCCCACCCCCAGACCCUCGUGUCCGUCCUAGUCAGCCAACAAUGCCACUAAUUCGCUUGAAUGCUCGUCGUUAGCUCCUGUCUCUUUCAUUUUAGACAAUCAUGAUUUUUUUUUUUUUUUGCUUUCUUUGUAUUUUCUUUGUCGGUGUCGUCGUCGUCGUUGUUUGCUGUUGUAUGUUGACGAUUGUAUUUAUUUCUUGGCAAACGAUGUAGUUUGUUUACUGAAUAGCACUGCUCCAAGCCCGAGUGAUGGGAGAUUCCUCAGCGGGCCCAAUCGUUGACUUCAUUUUGUUUUUUUCUCUCUAGAUUUGAGUGCCAGAUAGUAUUGAACUUUCAACUCACUCCUUAUUCUUUUAAUGGAACCGGUUCAUGAAUAGAUGUUAGGUUUUUUUUUCUAUGACAAUUGUAAAAAAUACAAAAUAAAAAAAAUGUUACGCGACAAAAAAACAACAACCCUGGCAUCAGUUUGUUUCAUAAGCGCAUGAUUUGUGUUGACUUUUUCUACGGUUGUCUGCAAGCUCGUGUGACGUUCAGUUCUUGUUAAAUAAACCUUUGUGCCAAACGUAUCAUUUUCAAAAAACCUGUUCAUUUAUUCUCCCGUUUUGAGGGACCAGAUUUUGGUUUUUUUUGUCGUCCUUGUUUAUAACCAAUUUUAAAGAGUAAUCGGCAAGUUGAGGUACUUUUGUUUCAAUGCUUUUUACAAUGUAACUGUUAUGCAUUUCAAUUCAAAUACUGUGGGAGGAACAACUAAAUAAAGGACUACAAUGUGGAUCGACACGUCUCACUUCCUUUAAUUAUUGCUCCAAAACUUUUAAGCAAUGUUUAUUUAUACCAGGGGUCCCCAUACUUUUUGACUCAUGGCCCACAUCGGGUUAAAAGAAUUUUGCCGGGAUAUC
Molecule: messenger RNA, 2215 nt
Organism: Entelurus aequoreus (snake pipefish)
Lineage: Eukaryota; Metazoa; Chordata; Actinopteri; Syngnathiformes; Syngnathidae
Product: histone-lysine N-methyltransferase MECOM-like
Exons: 3
Source: RefSeq, a predicted model, not a curated record